AUGUCGUCAAAUACCAAGAAGAAUCAUCCUUAUGUCAAAAAAGAAAAUAAGAAGAAAACAGAAGCCAAGAAUAAGUUGAAGGGUACUAUUUUCAUUGAUGCGCUGCCUAUGUAUGAUCCUGAUUUCCGAGGUAAAGAUAACGUUCCUGAUACACCGAUGCAUGGCAAUUUUGGAGGAGAACCACUCAAGUUUGAUGUGAAUGAGCCACGAAUAGCUGUGGAUUAUAUGAAACCAGAACACCGUAUCCCUCCCAAAUCAAAGCCUGCCAAGUCAAAGCCGCCAUUGAAAGAGUUGAGCAAACUGGUAGAAACUAUCAAGACAGAAUCGACGACAGAGAAGACCGAGGUAGAAGUGCUAGAAGAAGGCGAGAUUCCACAGGAUUCUGGUACAGAUGGGAUAAGUACAGACCAUCUUGAAAUCGCACGGUUGAUGGGUAGAAACACAAAGCUAGAUACAUUGUCUAUGGACGAUCAUGUUGAAAUCGCUUGGUUGAUCGGUAUGCCUAAGUUUAGGAAAUUAGCUAGACGCUUAGGAUUGUCGGAUAAAGACUUAGAAUGUAUUGCUUGUGAUGUACAGUUUUUAGAAGAUAAUAUGGAUAAAUAA
This is a messenger RNA of Pocillopora verrucosa, 603 nucleotides long. RefSeq lists its product as uncharacterized. Lineage: Eukaryota; Metazoa; Cnidaria; Anthozoa; Scleractinia; Pocilloporidae. The record is from RefSeq and is a predicted model, not a curated record.